Drosophila willistoni is the source of this 3257-nucleotide messenger RNA. RefSeq lists its product as uncharacterized. The coding region runs from base 49 to 3162 and encodes 1037 amino acids. NCBI's taxonomy places the organism in Eukaryota, Metazoa, Arthropoda, Insecta, Diptera, Drosophilidae. The record is from RefSeq and is a predicted model, not a curated record. Gene Ontology annotation, molecular function: acyltransferase activity, transferring groups other than amino-acyl groups. The transcript is spliced from 10 exons.
UCAGCAGCAGCAGCAGCAGCAGCACUAGGGGCGUAUACGUAAUCAAAUAUGUCCAGGUAUAUCAAUCGAUAUGUGAUUAUUGUGCUAGUCACAUGGUUGUGUUUUAAUGAAAUUGUAAUCAAUAUUGCUGCAAAUCAAACGGAUGCAAAGGCAUUGGAAUAUCGCCGUGAUAAUAUAACCAUACUACAUGAGGUUAAUAGCGAGGAUCAGUCAACGAUUAGCUUAAACACUCAUGAAGUUUUGCCACUAAAGCCAUUUAAAAAGAAACCCUACAUACCAUUGGAAAAGAUCUUGCCACGCAUUGAGUAUAUUAAACCACAUCCGCUCAAAGAAUAUGAACUCCAUCCAGUCACAUUUGAUUUCAAUUUGGGUGAUCUAGAGGAUCUGGAGCAUGAGGUGAUCAAAAAGGGUGAUCUCAGCAGUGCCGAGCAGGAGCAGCAUGUGCUGGCCAAUGGUGACGGCAAUGCCGAUGGUGCCGAGAGUGAUGACUCAGAGUUCUCCUAUCGACCUCAUAAUCCGGAUGGCAAUGAUACGGUUGAUGUGGAAAUUGCCGAAUUGACGAGUGGCGGUUCCACAGAACCGACCACAGCCACUUCGCCGGCAACAACCACUCCAAUGGCCGAUAGCAAUACGACCAGUCCGACCAGCCCAAUGACCCCCAUAGGAACAACUACAUCUGGCACUCAUAUACUCAAGAUCUUGCGUAGCAAACCAGCUAGCACGGCCAAGAAGGGACGCGAACUGCUCAAACAACCUGACGAUGAUACUCAACUCAAGACACUGGGCAGCACCAUAAACAGUAUCAGUCGCUAUCUGGGCGGGAAUUCCACAACGAAUGCCAGCAAUAGCAUGGCCGAUAGUCUAUACGGAUCGGCAAACUAUUUCCAGAUAGUCACCAAUCUGUACGAUCACUUCUAUUGGCAAGUCUCGGAAAUUCGGACCAAUGUGCGGACAGGAUGUGGACUCGAGAUGCAGGCGUAUCUCACAGCAUUGCAUUCCAGCUACGAGUGGGCGCAAAAAGCCUAUGAUGCCUCGGGACGCUAUCGCGGGCAGCUUUUGUUUGGCAAUGAUAAGUGGUUGGGUCAAUUGGGUUUCUGCUAUGAGGUCAAUCGUCAGGAGUCCAAUGAAGAGCGUAAGCAUUUCGAUUUGGAAUUCUAUGUGGCGGAUAUUGCUUUGCAUUUGCCCAGAUUGAACAGAUCGCUUCUGCUGAGUCUGGGUGAGUGUUUGCCGAAAUCUUGCUCGGCCCAUGAUGUACAAUCGAUUCUCUCACUGGAUCCCUAUGCACGUAUGCUGACCGUGUUGGGGGCACACAAUGCUUCAGUGCAACAGCCACCGUUGCAGGUCCUUCAUGUGCGCACUGUGCCGGGUGUCUAUAGUCAUUGGCGUCAGCUCAAGUUUCAAAUGUUUAUUAGCUUUCUGCUCACCCUGCUGAUGGUGGUAAUUGUGGCCACCUACUAUCAAAUGAGGAUUGAUGAGCGUCGUCUGGUAAUUGGAACUAUACCGGCAAUCAGUGCCAAGUGUGAUGCAGCCUCAAAUGGUUCGAAUGGUUACUAUGGCAAACCCUUUGAACUCUUCCAAAUGCGUCCAUUGGGUAGCAAUGGCAUUGUUAAUGGCACAGAUCAUGCACCAGAUGUGGAUGUAAAUGGGAAUCGACAGCGACAGAUAGGAGAUAAUGGAAGUGCCAUUAGCCAAGGUAUUGCGCCAUCCGACGGUGAGGUAUUGACAGUAAUGCCCAUGGGUUUGCCACCAGCAGCGACAUCAAUGGCAACUCCAGCAUCGGGAAGCAGCAUUGAAAAGACUGAGAUGGCAGACUAUCAAGUGGAAACGGGUAGUUGUACCGGCGUGGCCGGAACAUAUGAGGCUGAGCAACCUGUGGCUCUUCAUCAGCAGCUUUUGCUGUGCUUUGCAUUGCAGACCAAUGCAAAGGCCAUUUUAAACAUUGAUCGCACCAAGGAGAGUCACACAUCUUGUCUGCAUGGUCUACGGGUUUUUUCUGUAUUAUGGACCAUGAUGGUGCACACAUAUCUACAAUUGUUUGCCAUUGGCGAAAAUAAAUUUGAACGUGUGAUCACAGAACGUUCUGUGUGGUAUCAAAUCAUUGGUAAUGCCACCUUCUCGGUGGACUCAUUCUUCUUUAUUAGCGGCCUAUUGGUCACUUUGCUCUACCUCAAGCAGGAUCGCAAGUAUCCCACAGAGACAUGUUCAUUCAUAAAGCGAAGUUGUGCGGAUACAUUAAUGAUGUUAUUUUAUCGUUAUUUACGUCUAACUCCUGUCUACCUCUUUGUGGUCUUUUUCAAUGACCUGGCCGUGAGACAAGGCCUGGAUUCAUCUGUAUUUCAGCCGGCAAAAAUUGAGCCAAACAAUUGCCGCAUCUAUUGGUGGCGCAAUAUUUUGUAUAUUAACAAUUUCUAUCCGCAACGCGAAAUGUGCAUGAUGUGGAGCUGGUAUAUGGCCAAUGAUAUGCAGUUCUAUGUGAUGGCCGCUCUACUCCUGGCGUUUGCCAGAAAAUAUUUUAAGGCUACGGUUCUGACAUUGAUAGUGUUUUUGCUUAGCUCAUGGAGCAUUGCCGGCGUUUUAUCCAUACAACAUGAGUAUACUCAUAAGGUGGCGCUACCGUUUGAAUCAUUCGAUUUUCUAUAUGAUAAGCCUUGGCAGCGUGUAGGCUCCUAUAUAGUGGGUAUGUUUGCUGGCUAUGUGCUAUAUAAGGUAAAGACACCACCUCAAAUAUCAAGAAGGUCGAAUCUGUUGCUCUGGUCGGGCAGUUUGGGUCUCCUGUUAAUUGUCGUCUUUGGCGUUUGGGAGGGCCAACUGAGUACGGUUAAUACGGCUUUCUAUGUGGGUGUGGGUCACACCGCUUUCGGUUGUGGCCUUAUCUGGAUUGUUCUAUCCUGUUGCUGGGGCUUGGCACCCACAGUGAAUGCCAUACUCUCGUAUCGUGUACUCUGGCCAUUAUCCCGACUCACAUAUUGCGCUUAUCUAAUCCAUCCGAUUAUAAUGUUUAUUUGCUCAUCGCAUAUGAGUGGCACAGUCCAUCUGAAUAAUCCCAUGAUAUUGACCAUGUUUCUGGGCAAUGCUGUCGUAUCGUUCAGUUCGGCAUUUGUUAUAUCGGCGCUGUUCGAGGCGCCUGUUAUCCGGAUCCUCAAAAUAUGCUUCAAGAAGUAAUGUUCCGGUUAACUAGCUAAACGUCUAGUGUUGAUUUCUACUCUUUAAUUUAGUAUUCUAAUUGUGUUUGUUUUUUUUUCUUCUGCUGCGUUUGC